Molecule: messenger RNA, 447 nt
Organism: Rotaria sordida
Lineage: Eukaryota; Metazoa; Rotifera; Eurotatoria; Philodinida; Philodinidae
Source: the annotation of a GenBank genome assembly
AUGGCACUCAAACGUAUAUCGAAAGAAUUACAAGAUUUACAACGUGAACCACCAGCUAAUGUCAGUGCUGGACCAGUACAACCAAAUGAUAUGUUUAAUUGGCAAGCAACAAUUCUUGGUCCUAGCGAUUCACCGUAUCAAUCUGGUGUGUUUUUUUUAUCGAUAAAUUUUCCAACUGAUUAUCCAUUUAAACCACCAAAAAUCACAUUUACAACGAAAAUUUAUCAUCCAAAUAUUAAUUCAAAUGGUGCAAUUUGUCUUGAUAUUCUUCGUAGUAAUUGGUCACCAGCAUUAACAAUUUCCAAAGUUUUAUUAUCUAUUUGUUCAUUAUUAUGCGAUCCAAAUCCUGAUGAUCCACUUGUACCAGAAAUUGCUAGACAAUAUAAACAAGAUCGAGAAGCAUAUAAUGCAACUGCUCGACAAUGGACACAAAAAUAUGCUAUGUGA